Molecule: messenger RNA, 1461 nt
Organism: Cotesia congregata
Lineage: Eukaryota; Metazoa; Arthropoda; Insecta; Hymenoptera; Braconidae
Source: the annotation of a GenBank genome assembly
AUGGCUCAUUAUGACGAACUGAUGUCUACUAGUACAGAAAUAUUUCACAUUAGUAAAAAUACAUCGAUAAAAAAUGAACGAGGCUCCAAACUGAUGCAAUUUGUCGCUGCAAUUGCUGUGAGCAUCAACGUGAUAGCAAGUGGAGUUAUGUUGUGCUGGACAAGUCCUAUACUGAUGAUGCUCCAAGAAAAUCCAGUGAACAAAGAAAAUCCGCUUGGACGACCAAUUAGCAAUGAAGAAGUGUCUUGGAUUGGAGGUCUUGCUACAGGAGGUUCAGUAAUUAGCUGUUUAAUUCCAGGAUAUCUUGCUGACAAAUGGGGAAGACGAGUAGCUUUAUUAAUCAGUGUAGCACCAGGUGUUUUAAGCUGGGUGCUUGUUUUUCUUGCGAAUCGCAUAGAAUUUUUGUACGCCUCAAGAUUAAUCGCAGGCCUUGCAGUUUCUUUCACAUUUGGACUGAUCUCAAUUUACGUUGGCGAAAUAGCCGAGCCGUCAGUCCGAGGAAUACUCGGCUCUUUUCUUCAAAUAUUCCUCAACUUAGGUCUGAUGAUACCUUUCGGAAUUGGUCCGUUCAUUUCGUACAAUAAUUAUCGCAUUAUUUGUGCGACAUUGCCGAUUGUUUUCUUCAUUGUCUUCUUCGCGAUGCCAGAGACACCAUACUACUUAGCGGCUAAAGGCCGAAAGGAAGAUGUUAUCAAGGUGUUGGUGAGGCUAAGAGGGAAAAGCAGAGAAGCUGUUGAAGAAGAAGCCCAUGAAAUUCAAACAGCGGUCCAAGAAGCUUACAGCAAAAAAUCAACAAUACUGGAUUUGUUUAAAGUCAAGGUCAAUUUAAAAGCUAUAAUUAUUUGCUGUAGUCUGAUAUUCAUCCAACAGCUAAGUGGUAUUACUGCUCUUCUUGUUUACCUACCGAUGAUUUUUGCAAGCUGUGGAACUUUUAGUAUCUCCCCAAUUUAUCAAACAAUUAUUAUUACAUUGGUCCAACUUAUUGGUUCGUGCUUUAACCCUCUUUUCAUUGAUAGACUGGGCCGAAAAAUUCUAUUAGUCAUAUCAGGAAUUGGCUCUUCGUUAAGCCUUGGACUUCUUGGACUUUUCUUCUUUUUAAAAGAUGUUAUGAAAACAGAUGUCAGCAACAUCGGCUGGCUCCCGAUUUCUUCUUUGAUUGUAUUCAUGGCUACUUACAGUGUGGGAUUAGGUCCGGUUCCUUGGACAGUAGUGGGUGAAAUUCUUCCCCAAGAAAUGAAAUCAAAAGCAUCAACAAUUAUUAUCUUUCUCAGCUGUUUUAUGUCAUUUAUUGUUAUCAAAUAUUUCAUUAAUAUUGUUGAUGCUUUUGGCCAAUACAUUGCGUUUUGGUUUUAUGGAUUUUUCUGCUUUUUAAGCGUUCCGUUCGGUGCUUUUAUUUUACCGGAGACUAAAAAUAAAUCAUUGCAAAAAAUUCAAGAUGAACUUCAAGGAAAAAAAAGCUAA